This is a messenger RNA of Spirometra erinaceieuropaei, 9619 nucleotides long. Lineage: Eukaryota; Metazoa; Platyhelminthes; Cestoda; Diphyllobothriidea; Diphyllobothriidae. The record is from the annotation of a GenBank genome assembly.
AUGCUAUCAACAGCAACAACGUCAGGCGUCAAACAAGAAUCCGAUCAACUGUGUCCGUACCUACCCCUGGUCACGAACGCCGACCAGAGUGGAGGAUCCUCCUCCUCCUUCUACAACCUCUCCUCCACCUCCUUCGCGGCCAGUGGUGGUAGGGGCGGCGCCAGUAGGAUGGUGGUACACACCCCAGCGGACGAAUACCUCUCCUACUGGACACCGUCCCAGCUAAUAGAGCCCAUUCCCCAAAUCAUCCCCGGUCUGCUUCCGCAGCAGCAGCAGCAACAGCAAUAUACGCACCAUCAACAACAGCAGGUUCAAGCAGCGGCCACCUUCUACCACGGAGCCGCCAGCCAUUCCUCACCACCAGCAGUCCAAAGUUUUCCGGUCUCCCAGGCUGCAGUUGAUCCAACAAUGGGUGGGGUUCGCGCAGCCGUCUCCUUGGCCUACUUUGAGGACCGUGUCGCUGCAAACAAUAGGCUGGGCGCUUCUGGGGCCAACUCUGCGCCGAUCACACCGGUAAAGCGGGAACAGGGUGCUCCCGGUCUCGGCUAUAAGAUCUCCCCCUCCUCCUCAGCACCCUCGUCGGCCUCGUCAGCCUCAGGAAACGUCAGCAGCAGCAACAACAAUGUUGCUGCCUCGGCCUCCAUGACCGGAAGCAAACAGGGACGACAGCGUAAAAGUAGGUCUAUUACUAUCUCUCUCUCUCUCCCGCGGUGCACGAUUAUCUGACCUUCCAAGGGGUGCUUACUAUGUUGACCGUUUCAUGCCUAAUUAGCCGUCAUCAGCCAAUCAGCGCACAGGCGUGGGCUUGACCCCGGAUCUAGCGGGUCAUUGAGCUUAGCGAUCCAUAACUGGACAGUGGAUUUACGUCCUCUUUAAGUCAGGUAAAGGGGCCGUUCGCUUACCAAUGUUGCCUAGUUCUGUACUGCUUCGAAACCCCGUUCUGCAUUCCGGCCAGGUCCCUAUCACCUCGCAGCCAACAGUCGUAAGUCCUAAGGUCUAGAAUGACCAUUACUGGCUGUUUUUUGUUCACCUCACCCCGCCGAGUAAACCGCAAGUCACUGUUCAGUAGCGGGAGAGACCAGUGAGUGACUUCCGCUGUGAUUAUGAUGCCUGUCCGGCGACCAUCCUGUUUUGGAAGAUUGUGCCGCGGGCGUUGCAUAUCUUGUCCUUUGCCGUCAUAGUUCUCAUUUGCAUCUGCGUUGCACGACAGGUGAAGUGACCAGCAGCAAUCCCAAACGUGUUCAUGCAAGCGGCCUAGACAAUGCCUCACCCCUCCCCCCCCCCAGCAUCCUUGCCAUUACAAAUGGUACUUUUCACUUUGACCCAGCUAUAAAAAAACUGGGCGCCACGGUGGGAUUCGAACCCAUGAGAGUAAGGCGGAAGGCUUUAGUACAGCCGACGCUCUAACCUUCUGAGCUACGAGACCCGCCGGACAUGCUUUUCCAGACUGCCGUUCAAAUACUGGGGUCCCUAGCCGGCGUCAGCACACUGAUGGAUGGCAUAGAAGAGAAAGACAUGCGAGCUUUCCAGUGGCGUUAAAAAGUUGUCAUUCCUUUUAGUAUUUUUCCAGGAGGAGAAGGAAGAAGAAGCUCCUCAUGAAGUUAAAUUGUUUAGGAUAUAGCCGUCGUUUGUCAGGCCCCGGAUGUGGGAUCAAAUUGCAUUUAUUGCGCUUUGGCCCAGAGGCAUAGUAUCACAAGAAGUGAAUAAAAAGUCGGACAAAUUCGUUUUGGCAUCUCUAAAUUUAACAAUGGUCAGAACAGCACACCCCGUAUAUGCAAUUACUACAAAUACUAGUACUACUAGUACUAGUACUACUAGUUCUAGUACUAGUAUUACUACUACUACUACUAUUACUGUCAGAAGUGCUGUGUCCACUUUUUAAGGUCUCUUCUGCAACCGCCCCUGAUUAUGGGUUCGAAUGAGAGUCCGAAACAUUAGGCCAGUAAACUUCCUGUUCCAGUGUUUACAUCGUCUUCCUCUGAAAGUCUCUUCUAUCACUGCCCACAGUCUUUGUUUUACAAAAUAUGCUAGGCGGAAGUGCGACCUGUACAUCUGCCUGGGCUGAAUCCGUUUCACCCACGGAAUCCGGUUUCUAAACUGAUUAUCUGCGUUUGCAUUAUGUUCCCCACUAACCCAGAAUCUGACAAAACCAGGGAGGAAGCAAAAACCAGUUAGGUGAGAACUUCGUGUUUGCAUAGGCAGCACAAUAUACUGCACUGAAUACCGCAGCUGCUAUCUAAAAACCCAAAAACGUGUUUCGCCGAUAUUUUAGCUACUACCUGUGCUGUCACUUAUGCAAUAUCAUGCAUCCCAUGUAUGUACUACUGGCUGCCUGUUGGUCUCAACUCUACUGAUUUACAACCAAGUCGGCGACUAAUUUUCGAGCAAACUACUGGCGAUCGUAAGUAACAUACGUGGAGCUGGUCUAUGACCAAUCAAUCACAUGCCGACGAGCAGUAGCAAUGAUGACUAUUUAAGUGACCGUUUCUGGCUUGUUCUCCAUCAUCGGUCAGCCGUACCCAUCUCCACGCAAUGGGGGCUACUGAACUUAAACGGGGGUCGGUUGGCAAUGAGUCAGUUGACUCGAAUGUCCUACCGGUAGCCCGGUUUGAAAUUAGUCGUCUGGUGGCACAUGUGAGCCAGGAGCGAAAUGCUCGGCUUGUCACGGAUCUGAUUUCCAAAUGGCUUGACUCAGUCUUCUCACGGUGGGAGCAAGUAGAGCAAAUGGGAUCGAUUCUGGUCAGCUCCCACACUACGCGUGUUUACUGAGUCUGUGAUAUCGCCUGAUCCAGCCUUUCUGGAUCAUAUCGCGGAUCACGCGUGGCAGCGCGCGUCAGCGGUUCAGUCCCUUUGCUAGCGACGGCGACCGAAUAGCGAAGGCUGAAAAACCGUCUCCGUCUCCGGAUGAACCGGCGUUUGAGCUGACCACCUCUCCGACACACCCAAGUGGUUAAGGGGAUCAGACCAGGAAUGGCGCGGUGACUGCGGCAUUCAUGGGUUUGUUCAUGGAUAACGGUAUUCAAACACCGCCAGUUUUUGCUUUUUUGUUUUUUUUUAAUCUGUCCAUUUGACAGCAACUUUGGUCCGAAAAUCUGAUAUGCUUUUGAACAAUCACGGUUGCUGAGAAGCCCUAUCUUAGCUGGCAGAGUAACUUGAUCUUCGGCAAUGAAAGCUGUUUUGCAACGAACCGCCCCUAAUUCGGCCCUUUGACGGUUGCCAACGAGUUAGCACAGUCUGGUCUGCGUGUAAUUACGAGUCAGCACGCGCGUGGCACGCGUAGAAGUGAGCCGCUGACUGCGCUCGCACCGGCCUCCAGUAGUCUUGAGUGCGUCUUAUCAUUGGAAUGCAACAGGUGCGGAGGAGAUGGGGUGGUGGACGCUGUGUAAGUCACACCGAUUAUGACUCAGUUCUCGUGAUGUCACUGCUCAAUUCCCUGGGCAGUGGUGGUCUCCAUCUGCCACAAGGGAUGACAUAUCGAUGGCAUCAUUUUCUGAGCAUAGGAAAAGGAAAACCAGUUGUUUAAAUCCGCUGAAACAAGAAUACUGAAGUGCAUUUGAAUUUGGGCCGAAAUUCCUUCUGACUCCCCCCGCAAAGAACCAAUGACUAAGAGGAAGCAGACGAGUUAGUAGGAUCCGCACGGGUCGUGCCGUUAAACCGGAAAAUGACUAAACGCCAUCCAUUUACUUCUAGGGAGAGGCGGUGAAAGGCAUCGACUGAAAAUGAGUGGGUGGCUGAUACAGCAGGGUCACCGGGUCUGUUCUGGCAUUACCCAGCCAAUCGCAACUGCGAUCCCUAUUUGGGACCAGACGCAAAAGCCUGACCACGCGCACAGCGAAGAUUGUUCACGGACGAGGUCUGUCAAGUUGGUUUCAGGCACUUCAACGAACCGCGGUUUAUCACUAUAAACCCACUCGUUAUCCUCGGCCUCCGCAGAUCGGGCAUCUGUUCCCACAAGAGUGGACGCACAUGAGACGAGGCCAACGAACCUGGAGAACUGGCGACUUAUUCUCGGAUCUGUGUGGCGAUAUGGCGUACAUGCGAUGGAGACCAGACACAUCACGGGAUGACCCGUCUGGAUGUGAGGUGACAUCGUCAUGACAGCCUAGCAACCAAUGGGAAGUACAGCUCUGUGGGCAACCGCAGGGAAGGCCGUGGAAGGCACUACGUAGAGAGCGAGAGGGAGAGACGAGUUGCGACGAAUGUUGUGGGAGCUGAGUCGGGAGUUGUAAGGGAACGGAGGCCGGUUAUCUUCACCAUCUCCAGUCAGGUGUGGUUAUGUAGCCCCACCUAUAGGGAGGGUCGGGGAACGCACGGGCGAUGGGGCAAAGUAAUUCUAAGCAAAAGAAAAACUAUUAGGAAUGCGUGGUUGGGUCGGAUGUGGUUAUGUAGCCUCAGCCGAAGUAAGCAAACCCCAGUCACCUCUAAUACGGGACUGGUGGUAAUAGAGGCUUUUACAGGUAGAGACGGGGAACACAGGCGACGAGGCCAAGUCGUUGUAUGCAAAAGAAAAGCUAUUGGGAGUGCCCGGUUGUACUUUCAAUGGUUGAGAAAUUGUUGCGUUAACCCCCAACCCUAACCCUGACACCUAACUAUAAUCCGUAAUCCUAGACCCCAACCCUUAACCCUAACCUUUAACCCUAAGCCCUAACUAUAGCCCCUAACCAUUAACUCCAACCCCAACAGCUUUGAGUCCAUCAGGUGGGGCCACCAAACCACAUCUUUCUCGCGGUUGUACUUUGAGUAGUUGAGAAAUACUUGUCCUAACCACUAACUCUAACCACCAACGCUUAACCGCAACCCUAGACCCUAACUCUGAAACAUACAAUGUGAAAAUUAGAGGAGACGAUAGGCCGAAAGUCAACAAAAACCACCGGCGUUGGGCCAAAAAGGUAGACACGACAACAAAGAAAUAAAGCGGUCAACAGAACACACACCGCAACCCCAUGCCAACGUAAUCACAGCAACGCGAAAUAACUAAGGUCAACAGUAUUGUGUCCAUCAGGUGCGACUACAUGACCACAUCUUUCCCCAUCUACAUCCCGAAUCCGCACCCAAAGUCACCCUAAUCCGUUCGAACAACUCUGUCCAACUCGUGGUCUGUUACACUUGAUGUCAACAGAUAGUACCAUCUUGGACAAUGGAUUGUGCCCGGACCGAACCGCGACAAAGCCCCUCUAAGCAGGCGCAAAUAUCGGAUCAGUGUUCUGCGGUACUCGGUUAGUAUUGCUCAGUAUUCACACCAGCGACCAUCUGAAACACGGUAGACCUGCCAUCGCAUGGGAUGUUGACCGAAAUUCAGAAAUGCGUUUUCGACUCGGAAAGACUACUUAAAUAGUGUUGCAAUACUAAUCACUUUGCAGCAUAGUCUCUUGAUAGUUCAAUUACUUCAGGAUGUCGGCUUUCGAACGGACUUCUUUCCAGCCACCUGCAAAUGCGAAACUCUGUGGAAAAAAUGACUGCCUAAGUCGUAUAAAAUUUUCUCAUUUAUUUUCUAUGCCCUUAUAACUCCAAACAUACUUCAUAAAAACAUGCAUAAAGAAAUUCAUUCUUCUAUUUAUUCGGUAGAAAAUUAUGUCUUCAAGUUUUAUACUUGAAGGAAGGGGAUAAUUCGGUUUUAAACAGUUUCUAAUUGUGCGAUUUUUUACAACCGCUAAAUGCCUGUUCAUAAAACAUCGUGUCUGCACUGACUAGUGUUUCUUUUAGAGUUAACAGUAUGGUUCAAAUCCACUGCAAAUUUUAUGAACCCCACAUGGUCUCCUUUUAAUUACGCAGAGAAACGUAUGGUUUUUCAUGCACGGAAAGUAUACAGCAGGUCGUGUUCAAAAUUAUUCGGUAAUUAUAAAAGUCGAAUUAUCCCCUUCUUUCAAGUAUAAAAUUUUAAGAAGACGUAAUUUUCUACCAAAUAAUUAAAAUAAUACGUUUUCUAGAAAAUGUUUCUGAAUUUAUAAAGGCAUAGAAAAUAAAUUAUAGAAUUUUAUACUAUUUAGGCGAUCAUUUGUUACUGAAUGUAGUUUUUGCAGGUGACCGGAAACAAGUUCUUUCGAAAGCCGGCAUCCUGAAGUAACUGAUUUAUUAUGGGUUGAUGCUGCAUGAUGAUCAAUAUUGCGACCCUACUUAGGUACCCAUUUCGAGCCGAAAACGCAGUUCAGAAUUUCGGUCAACGUUUCGUGAGUUUGCACAUCUACCGGAACUGCUGUGGACAAGUAAAUAGGCAGCAGAUCCACCUGAUGACUAGCUUCCACCCCCGUAUUCGUAAUCAUGUCGUGAGACCUUGUGUUGUGCCCACUACAAUAUCUGCGACAAGGUGCGUCCAUACUACCCUACUCGUUCUACUCCUGUAAAAAAAGCCAUGAUCACUCUUUAGCAGGGGAAAGAGUUUCUGUCAUCAACGAACCUUCACAGCGUCCUUUACACAUGCACUCAACAUUCUUUGCACCCAGCAUGAACAACUGUCAUCUCCUUUGAAAAAAAUGAGUAGGGCUAACUUAUAUGAACCCCCUAAACAGUACAUAACAAUAGGUACGUCCCGUCAAAGUAAUAAACAUGGACCUGCGCAAAAUUCCGGUAAGGGCAAAAUAUUACCGUGUCUUAGACACACAGCUAAGUCGCUGUCCUAAUCUUGAACCUAACACUUCCCUAAACCUAACCCUGCAAUUAGCAGUAGUCCCUAUCCUAACCCGAAACCUGACCCCGAUUUCACUGGAUGUUGGCUCAAAGUCACCUGUGUUGCAGGUGGUCAUUGUUCUCCUGUGCUGUUUAGGGGAUCAUGUAAAUAAGUCCUGUCAUAAAAUGUGAACUAUCCAAAUCGACCGUUGCUCUAGUUUUAAUCCUACGCGUAACCCUGACUCUGCGUUCAACACUGGCCCCCUUGACCCUACAUUUUAUUCCGACGUGUCUUACCGUUAACUCUAAAACUUGCCUUAAACCUACAGUAGGUGGGUUAACUCUUGAAAUGUCAACCGAAAUUUCGAAAUGCGUUUUCGUUUCGAAAAUAUUAAUUAAGUAGGGCUGUAAAACUGGUCAGCCUGCAACAUAAUUUUAUAAUAUUUCAGUUACCUCAGGAUGCCGGCUUUCGAAUGAACUUCCUUCCGGCUGCAUUCAAAAUCUAUACUCUGUGAUAAAUGGCCACUUAAGUAGUAUGCAUUUUUCUCAUUUAUUUCGAUUCCCCCAAAAAUUCAAUUAUAUUUCACGGAAAACAUGCAUAAACCAUUUCAUUCUUUUGCUCAUUUGGUAGAAAAUUACGUCUUCUUCCAAGUGUAUACCCGAAGGGAGCGUAUAAUUCGGUUUUCAAAAACUUUUCCGAUUCCCGAAUAAUUUUAAACCUGACCUGCCGUUACACUUGCAUUCAGGGUUUACAAUAUACAGACCACUCAAAGUACAACUGCGAGUAAGAUGUGAGUUGUUAUCCCCACCUGAUGGACUCACUGCUGUUGGGGUUGGGUUUAGGGGUUAGUGUUAAUGGUUGGGGGUUUAGAAUUAUGGGUCCUAGUUGGGGGUCAGGGUUAGGGGUUAACGCAACUAUUCCUCACCCAUUCAAAAUACAACCGCGCAUUCGCAAUAGCUUUUCUUUUGCACUUCACUUGAUCUAGUCGCCUGUGCGUUCUCCGGUCCCACUUGUAAAAACCCCUACUACCACCUGUCCCGUAUUAGAGGUGACUGGGCUUUCUUUACCUCAGGUGGGGCUACAUAACCACAUCCGACCUAGUACUGCAAUCUGCGAAUAACCAUUUCCGGUCUGUUUGUUCUCGUAAGCCAUUCAAAUCUACCUUGUCCUGAACAAUGAUUCUUCCAAGUCGUUGAUUACAUCUCGGUUCGCGACCAUCCACGAGGUCUUUAAAUUGGAGGCUCUGAGGCAAAACGUAACAUCCGUAUGUCAUAUGCCAAGGCAGCGCGCGCGCGCCAAACGAUGUUAUUUGCUGGAUGUUAGGGUUGCUGGAUAAGACUCCCCGAUUGUCCUUGCGGUUGGCGCACGGCAAUACAAUGCCUGCCAAAAUUUAUGUUUUUCGCACUCAGCGCCGAGGUUCUGAACGAGUGCGGCAGAUACUACAAGGUUUGAAGUAGGGUUUACGCACGAAAGGUUGAAUUUGGUUGGCCCUUUGGAAAUGUGGCGUCUAAACAAGUGUGCUUAAGGUUACCAAAGUUGGGAACCCAAAUGUAAACCAGUGGGCAAUACGAGAACAUGAGGAAUAUUUCCCCGACAUUCCGGACUAGCCACAGUGGAGCUCCCGUAGAUAAUGUUUUAGUUGCAACCGGAAUGUAAAGCUGCCCCGAACUCUGACCCACAGUGACCGUGCAAAUGUUGCUGAUUGGGAGUUUUGCAGUAGUUGACAUCUGUUCAAGUGUCCACUCAGGGCUGCGGUGCCGGCAUCAUGAAAAACUUCUAGGGGGGAGAGGUAAAUGGUCGCAAGAGCACUAGCGGGAUAGCACCCCGGAGCCCGCUUAAUCUGGGUAAUAUAUGGUCAUGUAGCCGCACCUGAUGGAUACAAUAUUGUUAGGGGUUAAGGCAACUAUUUCCCACCCCCUCCAAGCACAACCGCGCAUUCCCAAUAGCUCUUCUUUUGCAUACAAGUGCUUGAACUCGUCGCCUGUGCGUUCCCCCGCCCCACCCGCAUUACAGGCGGCUGGGGGUUGGCUUACCUCAGGUGCGGCUACAUAACCACAUCUGACCGUCCUACUUUCUGUCAAAGACCGUCCAAAAACACCCGGAAGUUGCCCGCGCCCAUUCGACAGUGCGUGAGCGUUCAUGCCAGCCAGAGUGCGGUCGGCUGAACGCCGGCGCACAAGGGCCCAGUUUGGUCCGACCAGCUGAGCGCGUUUUGACCUCUGACCGUGGGCCGUUGUGUGCUCCACACGGCUGUCGUCGUCGCCCUAGCCACCACCACCACGACUUGCGGCUGCUGGCGGCUCCACCGCGGGUGAUGAGUCAGGCUGGCAGUGCGAGCAAACAGGGCGCGUGGCGGCUACGAUCCAGCACCGCGACAGCUGCGCAAGCCUGCUCCUGCCCGCUGUGUGUGUGUGUGUGUGUGUGUGUGUGCGUUGCAUGACCUCGUGACCUCGGGGGGGGGGGUGUGUGUGCCUGCGCUGUACAGCCCGUCCACUGUAGGACUGGCGGCAAACACACAUACACACGUGCGGGACAGUAAAACUUGCACGGCACGAUGGUGCGCCGAGUGCGCACGAGGCACAAAUAUCCGAACUGAGGUAAACAAAUGCUGCUGGCGGGGUGGUGGGACGAGCAACGCCAGUGAACAUCGUUGGAAAGGCCAGUAAGGCUCUGGUAACAGACAGCACUGUGCCGUCUUUGAGGACGGUGUCUCUCAGCCGUCGGCAACACCCCCCCCCCGACGACUUCCUAGUACUGGUCAACUUCCUCCCUUGCCCUCCUCUUUACCCUUCUUCCAAAGCGAGAACUUUAAUUCACCCUAAUCCUCCCCCUUUCCAAGGCCCUCACCGCAUUUUUCCUCCGGUUACUCUCUGCCUUCACCCGCCUCCGUCCUUCCCGAUGUUUUCCUCCUCCUCCUCCUCCUCCUCCUCCUCCCCAUCCUCCUCAUCCUCCACCUCUUCCGCUGCCCCGCUUGCCUCAAGUGAAAACUGCAACUGUGGACAUCAUGAAGAAUAG